CCGAUGACGGCAUCGUGAGUGAUGGCGAGGCCGAGGUGCUGCCGCACGAGAUCAUCCGCACGGUGAUCCCGCACAGCCCCCUGCGCCCCCCGCCGCCCCGCGGGACCCCCGGCCCUGCCCCAGGGGGCUCCGAGGAGGGCGGGGGGCGGCGGGGCGGGGGCCGCCAGCGCCCAUUCAUCUGCAACGAGUGCGGCAAGAGCUUCAGCCACUGGUCCAAGCUGCUGCGGCACCAGCGCACGCACACGGGCGAGCGGCCCAGCACCUGCGGCGAGUGCGGCAAGAGCUUCUCGCAGAACUCGCACCUGGUGCAGCACCGCCGCACCCAUACCGGGGAGAAGCCGUACAGGUGUGGCCACUGCGGCAAGAGCUUCUCCUGGAGCUCCAACCUCAUCCAGCACCAGCGCAUUCACACCGGGGAGCGCCCGUACGGCUGCGCCGAGUGCGGCAAGAGCUUCACGCAGAGCAAGAAUCUCAUCAAGCACCAGCGCACCCACGCAGGGCCGGGGGCAGCGCGGCCGCGGCGCUGCGCCCACCCCGCCGGUGCCCCGAGGGCUCUGAAGGGGCCUCGGGUGGGGGGCGAGGGCGAGGGGCCCGUAGGGCCUGAGGGCAGCUGCGGGCAGGAGCCGCUGAUCUGCGUGGAGUGUGGGGAGAGCUUCGCCCGGAGCGCUGCGCUCAGGAGGCACCGCCGGGGGCACCGCCCGCUCUUCGUGCCCUGAAGGGACAAUGUGGGGAUAGUGCCCGCUCUUCGUGCCCUGAAGGGACAAUGUGGGGACAGUGCCCGCUCUUCGUGCCCUGAGGGAACAUGGGGACACUGUGGAGGGGGCACAGGGACAGUGGGGCACUGUCCUCGCACUGCUGGGGGCACUGUCCACUCUUUGUGCCCUGAGGGGCAGGGGGACAGUGGCACUGGGACAUGGGGACACACGGAUAGUUGGGGCAUCACCUGCUUUUCAUGCCCUGAGGGGACACCGUGGUGGGGACACAAGGGCUGUUGGAUAAUGCUCUGGCAGUGCCUGCUGUUGGUGACCUGUGGGGACACACAGACAGUGGGCCACCCUGGUGGGGUACACAGGGACUGUGCUACAGACAGGAGACAUGGUGCCACCAUGUGAGGAGACACAGGGAGUGUUUCAUUGGCAGGACAUAGUGACAGAGCUGGGGUCACACGAGUUAUGGCACAGGUGAGGGAAUGUGACACCAAGCUGGGAGACUGUGGAGGGGCACCUGGACUGGGACAAGGACAGGACACAGUGACUCGAAGGUGGAGGACACAUGGGCAGGACAGAGUGACACAGAGCUGAUGUCCCCAAGCCCACCCCGUGCCUUGUGUCACCCUCGGUGCCCCUCACUGUUCCGUGUCGGUACCACAUCCCAGAGCUGUAAGUAGGG
Camarhynchus parvulus is the source of this 1389-nucleotide messenger RNA. RefSeq names its product zinc finger protein 787-like. The record is from RefSeq and is a predicted model, not a curated record. Gene Ontology annotation, biological process: regulation of transcription by RNA polymerase II. The annotation marks the transcript as partial. The transcript has a single exon. Lineage: Eukaryota; Metazoa; Chordata; Aves; Passeriformes; Thraupidae. Gene Ontology annotation, molecular function: RNA polymerase II cis-regulatory region sequence-specific DNA binding; DNA-binding transcription factor activity, RNA polymerase II-specific.